This is a messenger RNA of Zootermopsis nevadensis, 562 nucleotides long. Lineage: Eukaryota; Metazoa; Arthropoda; Insecta; Blattodea; Termopsidae. The record is from RefSeq and is a predicted model, not a curated record.
AAUAAUAAUAAUAAUAUGAGGCACUUUUACGGCAUAGAUAAGCCACCCGUUUUGCCGUACGCUCCUGGGGACAUUGAGUCCGUCGUUGAGAACGACAAAUGUAAAAUUUAUUGGAACUAUUCGUUCCCCACUACCAGGCAGUUAACAGCCACUAAACCUGACAUCGUUCUCAUCGAUACCUCUGGAUGCACCAUGUAUGUCAUCGAGUUUUCGGCCCCGGCUGAAACCAACAUAGUUGUGAAGGAGGCUGAAAAACUGACCAAGUAUCAAGACCUUGUGUUUGAGCUAAGACAGCUGUACCCAGGAUUCACUGUCAAAUUAGUCGUCCUUAUAAUCGGAGUUCUUGGAGGAGUCAAGUCGUCACUGCUGGCUGACAUCAAGCUCAUUCCGGCAUGCCAGCGUAACGCUGAAGCAUUACUCAGCCGGAUGCAAAAGGCCGUGCUUCUUGGGUCGCUCCGACUACUGCGUGCGCACGACCCCAACUCACUGUAGCCGCCUAUCUCGUGGUUCGAGCCGUGACUACAGUUUCAUCUGGCCUGCAAGCAUCCGAGUUAUGACGGCA